Gorilla gorilla gorilla (western lowland gorilla) is the source of this 2830-nucleotide messenger RNA. RefSeq names its product putative postmeiotic segregation increased 2-like protein 2. Gene Ontology annotation, cellular component: MutLalpha complex. Gene Ontology annotation, biological process: mismatch repair; somatic hypermutation of immunoglobulin genes. The record is from RefSeq and is a predicted model, not a curated record. Gene Ontology annotation, molecular function: mismatched DNA binding; ATP-dependent DNA damage sensor activity; ATP hydrolysis activity. The coding region runs from base 1 to 1008 and encodes 335 amino acids. Lineage: Eukaryota; Metazoa; Chordata; Mammalia; Primates; Hominidae. The transcript is spliced from 7 exons.
AUGCCGGGGUGGGACCGCGAACCCGGUGGGACCGCGAACCGGAUGGGACCGCAAACCGGGUGGGACACACUCGUUCCGGCCCGGGGGGACUCGGGCCAGCAGCCGGCCGCCGUGCGUGCGCACUUGGCGCGGGGUGGGGGGCAAGGAGGGGCCCGCGCUCCUACCUGUAGGUGGCCAACGCCGGGCGCUGGGCCGCCGCUCCUGCCUUGCACGUUAGAGAGCCAGUACAUGCAGGCGAAAAGGAGAGACGGGAAGUAUUUUUUUCGCCCCGCCCAGAAAGGGUGGAGCACAACGUCAAAAGCAGCCAAUGGGAGCCCAGGAGGCGGGGCGCCUGUGGGAGUCGUGGAGGGAACUUUCCCAGGCCCCGAGGCGGAUCGGGUAUUGAGUCCAUGGAGCGAGCUGAGAGCUAGAGAACCUGCUAAGGCCAUCAAACCUAUCGAUCGGAAGUCAGUCCAUCAGAUUUGCUCUGGGCCGGUGGUACUGAGUCUAAGCACUGCAGUGAAGGAGUUAGUAGAAAACAGUUUGGAUGCUGGUGCCACCAAUAUUGAUCUAAAGCUUAAGGACUAUGGAGUGGAUCUCAUUGAAGUUUCAGACAAUGGAUGUGGGGUAGAAGAAGAAAACUUUGAAGGCUUAACUCUGAAACAUCACACAUGUAAGAUUCAAGAGUUUGCCGACCUAACUGAGGUUGAAACUUUCGGCUUUCAGGGGGAAGCUCUGAGCUCACUGUGUGCACUGAGCGAUGUCACCAUUUCUACCUGCCACGCAUCGGAGAAGGUUGGGACUCGACUGGUGUUUGAUCACGAUGGGAAAAUCAUCCAGAAAACCCCCUACCCCCACCCCAGAGGGACCACAGUCAGCGUGAAGCAGUUAUUUUCUACACUACCUGUGCGCCAUAAGGAAUUUCAAAGGAAUAUUAAGAAGACAGAGUCUUCUCACUCUGUCGCCCAGGCUGGAGUGCAGUGGUGUGAUCUUGGCUCACUGCAACCUCUACCUCCUGGGUUCAAGUGAUUCUCCUGCCUCAGUCUCCCAAGUAGCUGGGAUUAUAGGUAUGUGUCACCAUGACCAGCUAAUUUUUGUAUUUUUAGUAGAGAUAGGGUUUCACCAUGUUGGCCAGGCUGGUCUUGCACCCCUGACCUCAAGUGAUCUGCCUGCCUCAGCCUCCCAAAGUGCUGGGAUUACAGGCAUGAGCCACCACGCGUGGCCUUUUUUUUAAAGCUUUUUUGUAAGUCAGCUAGCAAGAACACAGGAAGAAAUACUCAAAUCUCCCUUACCCAGCUGGGGGCUAUGUCAGGUUUUAUAAGCAUAGGGUAAUGAGUUGUGAUUUGAUUGGAUCUUGCAAUAAAGUAAUGCUGGGAGGUGUGAUCUGACUGGAUCCUGCCAUGGGGUGACACCAAAACUCAAUCUGAUUGGAUCCUGGCUCCUGCCAUGGAGUGUCCAGUUCUUAAAUCAGUCUCAGCUCUUCAGGCCGAGCUUUUAGUUUCCACUCCGUGGUUGCAUGCUUGGUUAACCUGGGCAUGCACAGGGUACAUGCCCUUCAACCUGUGGGUCCAUGGCAAUUGAAAAACAACUGACAACCUCAUUACAUAAAAGUUGAACUGAGCCGGGUGCAGUGACUCACGCCUGUAAUCCCAGCACUUUGGGAGGCCAAGGCAGGUGGAGGUCAGGACUUCAAGACCAGCCUGGCCAAAAUGGUAAAACCCCGUCUCUACUAAAAAUAUAAAUAUUAGCCAGGUGUGGUGGUGCACCCUUAUAAUCCCAGCUAUCUGGAGGCUGAGGCAGCAGAAUCACUUGAACCUAGGAGGUGGAGGUUGCAGUGAGCUGAGUUCAUACCAUUGCACUCCAGCCUGGGUGACAAGAGUGAGACUCCGUCAAAAAAAAAAAAAAAAAGUUGAACCAGAUUUGGUCUGAUGCAGUUACAGAUCUACAAACCUCACCCCCACCCUCCUGCCAACACCUUCCACUCCUGAUUCUUGAGGGAUUAGGGAUGGAGGUCAUGCUUCUGCUUCGACUUCAUGCUGAGCAGGGCACUGAGUCCCCUAAAGUGAAAGGAAUGAAACUCUUGGGCUUCUGAGUUCAAAUGAGUUCUGGGGUCACCCGGAGUAGCUUGAAAGGCUGGUAUUGUUGUAAUACAAGCUGAAGGUGGAAGUGUUGGAUCCUGGAGGACAAACAGCUCACCAUCCAUUUAAAUAAAUAGGACCAAAAAGUAACAGAACAGUGGCCACGAGGGGCCCCAACAGAGGAAGAAACCAGGUGAGGUGCGGUAUAGUGGACUCGACUGCCUUCUAAAUCUCAGUUGUUGGCCGGGUGCAGUGGCUCACGCCUGUAAUUCCAGCAAAAGAAAAGCCGAGGCAGGGUGAUCACGAGGUCAGGAGUUCAAGACCAGCCUGGCAAACAUGGUGAAGCCCUGUCUCUACUAAAAAUACAAAAAUUAGCUAGGCAUGGUGGCAUGUGCUGUAGUCCCAGCUACUCGGGAGGCUGAGGCAGGAGAAUCGCUUGAACCCGGGAGGCGGAGGUUGCAGUGAGCCGAGAUUGUGCCACUGCACUCCAGCCUAGGUAACAGAGCAGGACUCCAUCUCAGUCAAUCAAUCAAUCAAUCAAUCUCAGCUGUUGAACUACCCUUGACAUGGUUCAGCUCUGUAUCCACACCCAAAUCUCAUGUCAAAUUGUAAUUCCCAGUGUUGUGGGAGGGACCUGGUGGGAGGUGAUUGGCUCAUGGGGGCCGACUUCCCCCUUGCUGUUCUCGUGAUAUUGAGUGAGCGCUUGUGGGAUCUGGUUGUUUAAAAGCGUGCAGCCCUCCCACUUCACUCUCUCUGUCUCUCCUGCUCCAACA